AUGCCCAUCCCAUUGAUCACCACGGGCAUCUUGGAGGGCCUAUCGGCUAUCCCGUAUUCCUAUACGGUUCUCAAGGUCACACCAUGGAUCCUCCUCAUCGGGGCCCUGAAGUAUUACUUCGGUGGUGCCCGGAAUGCCUCCGAAAGGCUGAUGCACAGCAAAGUAGUCAUGGUGACGGGAGGCACAUCCGGCAUAGGAGCUAAUGUCGUCUACGAACUCGCAACGCGUGGCGCCCAAAUCAUCCUCCUCACGCAGCAUGCUCCGUCGGACAUUUUCCUCAUUGACUAUAUCGAAGAUCUGAGAAAGUCAACAGGCAACCAGCUCAUCUAUUCGGAGCAAGUUGACCUCUCCUCUCUUCACUCCAUUCGAACCUUUGCGACCAAAUGGAUCGACAAUGUUCCUCCCCGUCGACUGGACAUGCUCAUCCUUUGUGCAAACACGGCGAAUCCGACUCCGUCGAAGGAAAGAGUUACUAUAGAUGGAAUAAAUGAGGAGUGGCAGGUCAACUACCUGGCAAACUUCCACCUCCUUAGCAUCCUAAGCCCAGCACUCCGAGUUCAGCCCCCCCACCGUGACGCCCGCGUGAUAAUGGCAACGUGUUCAAGCUAUAUCGGCGCCCCGAAACUCGACUUUGCGCAGCUGCACGCGGAUACCAUUCCCAUCCACAAGCAGAUGGAGGCUACCAAACCGCUACGCACUCCGGCAUCGAGGAAAGCGACCCCCAACCAACAGCGCCAGUCGCAAACUCAGUAUAAAGGCAUAUAUGGCCUAAGCAAGCUCUCCCUCAUGAUUUUCGCAACCUCAUUUCAAAAGCACCUCAACGCCUUUAAACGCCCUGACGGUCAACCUCCCUCCACCCGUGUGAUCCUCGUCGACCCAGGCCUCACUCGCACCCCUGGAACCCGCCGUUGGCUUACCGGAGGCUCGCUCUGGGGUCUACUGGUCUAUCUUAUUACCUGGCCCAUCUGGUGGCUUGUCCUCAAGUCCCCGCAGCAGGGGGCACAGAGUAUUCUGUACGCAGCGAUGGAGGCUAAAUUCGGCCGGGGCACGGGCGGCUGGAUGGUGAAGGAAUGCCGGGAGGUCGACUUCGCUAGGAAGGAGGUUACGGAUGAGGCUGUGGGGAAGCAGUUGUGGGAGGCCAGUGAGAAGCAGAUCGAGGAGAGGGAGAGGGAAGGGGCUGUCCUGCGGGCGUUGGAGAAGAAAGAGAAUGAGCAAAAGGAGAAUGCGAAAGCUCGGACUCAAGGGUCAGUUCGAGUCAAGAAGUCUACCUCGUCUGCGUCAUCUGCGUCGGCUGCCUCUGCAUCAAGCGGUGCUAAAGAGCAGAAGGCUGGGUCCAGAAGGAGUCGGAAGGGCAAUGGCAGCAAAUAA
This is a messenger RNA of Aspergillus mulundensis, 1368 nucleotides long. RefSeq names its product putative oxidoreductase. The transcript is spliced from 2 exons. The coding region runs from base 1 to 1368 and encodes 455 amino acids. NCBI's taxonomy places the organism in Eukaryota, Fungi, Ascomycota, Eurotiomycetes, Eurotiales, Aspergillaceae. The record is from RefSeq and is a predicted model, not a curated record.